UAAUCUAUCGUUUUGGGUACGUAAAAUCGCCCGCGGCUAUUAAUGUACGAAAACGUUACCUCAUUGUCAAGGCUGUAAUAGAAGUAUAUUGUGAUAUGUUUGUGUCAAAUAUUAUAGAUAAAUGAAUAAUAAACCUAAAUCAAUGGCUAAAUAUAUCAAUAUAGGCCAGAAAUUAACUUUAAACAGCUGUGUCUGCAAGCAAGAUUUGCUAUAUAAACAGCAGCCAUUUGUAAAAUAGAGUGACUUCCGCCUGAAUCUCGCGCUAUAUGUCUAUAAAAAUAAAACUUAAACAAGAUGGCUGCUAUAGUAAAUGAGCGUGGUUGCAUCUGUUGGAAACAUCGCUGGUGUUCAUUUAUUACUGAAAAGUUUUAAUUCAAUUGUUUAAAAACAGAGAUUAAUGCACUAAAAGUCUUCAAGAAAGAAACUAUGGCUUCAUAUCUGAUAGAUAGAAAUUCUCCAAUAAGAUCAGGCAUUGCUCCUAAAUUAAGACACAGAUCUCCCAACUCUGAGUCUGAUCACCAUGUGACGGAGGGAAUAUCUUCAUUUAACACUAAACUUGAUGGACCUUUCUCUCCUGAAAAAAACAAAAGCCAAGAAAAUAUUUCAUUGGGAGCACAGGGCUUUAAUCAUCGGCCAAAAGAAAAAGGAAAAUCAUUACUUGGCUAUUUUAUGACGGAACUUACCAGAGAUUACAGACUUGAAGGUGAUGCCUCUGAAUUUGUUGAGCGUAGAGAUAGAGUGUACACUUCCGUAAACACGCCAAAAAACUUAGAAAAGUUUUGUGCGUUUGGAUUCCUACAGUGUCUUGACUCCAUUUUGUACAUGGUGACAUUCCUUCCUCUGCGCAUCAUCGUUGCUAUUGCUAAAGUUUUAACAUACCCAUGUGCUGUUGUUUUCACCGGUGAUAGAAGAUUUUUAGAUGGGGCGCAAAUUUGUGACCUGCUAAAGGGAUUGAUUCUUGUGAUCAGCUGUUUCAUCACCAGCUACAUAGACAUGUCCAUGAUCUACCACAUUGUCAGAGGGCAGUCUAUCAUCAAAUUCUAUGUCUUCUACAACAUGCUAGAUGUUAUGGACAAACUAGUCUCUGGCUUUGGUCAAGACGUGCUGGACAGUUUAUACUGGACAGCUGUUGAACCAAGAGGACGAAAGAGAGAGCAUUUUGGCACGAUUUUUCAUUUGAUCUUUGCAAUAACUUAUGUUGUGGUGCACACAGUGAUGAUACUGAUACAGGCAAUCAUCCUUAAUGUUGCCUUCAACUCUCACAAUAAAAAUUUGCUGACAAUUAUGAUGUCUAACAAUUUUGUUGAAAUCAAAGGCAACCUGUUCAAGCGUCUAGACAAGAACAACCUGUGCCAGAUCACCUACAGCGAUGUGAAGGAGAGGUUCCAUUACCUGGUGCUGCUGCUCUUUGUCUUCAUCAGAAACAUGAAGGAGCUGCAGUGGAGCUGGGAUAUGGCUUUUCCCAUAAUCCAAGAUGCUGCCAUUGUGAUGUUUGUUGAAAUUAUAGUGGACUGGAUCAAGCAUGCGUUUAUCACCAAGUUUAAUGAGCUGUCAGCCAGUUCCUAUGCAGAUUUUGCUCUGGGUUUGGCUCAAGAUAUUGCUACAAGUCAGAAGAAGCAUGCCUUCACCAACUUCAGCGACCAAGUAUGUCGACGUAUGGGCUUUACGCCGAUGCCUCUCAUAUGUUUACUCUACAUGGUCUGUACCACGUCCUUCAGUGUCAACGGUCCACUGCCCUGGCUGUUGGUCUUCCUCUUCUACUUAUGUUUGAUUUCUACAAAAGUGUUAAACAGUAUAAUUUUAUUGGGCUGGGCUCAGCGACUGAUCAAUGAAAGAAACAAAAGUGCCAAGUCUACUGGAACAGUUGUCAAUUCUCAGGUUAUACCCAAGAAAGAAGAGAAAGGCCCAUCAAAGGUCAAGGCUGAAAGUGACCUGUCCACCCCUGUGGCCAGUGGACCGCGUCUGACCACAGUCUCGUCCAGCGUGGCUGUCAACACAGAUGCCAGCAUGUACACAGAUGCAUCAGAUACCCUGUCUGAUUCUGUUUACCAUUCCACCUCCUACCUGAGCACCUCGGAUAUGCUGUCUCAGUCAGUUGAUGCCACGGAUAUCCUGUCUGAGUCUGUGGAUGGGAUCUAUCCAUCUGCAUCCAGUAACCCUCAGCCUGUGGUGGACACUAGACCUCCAGCCAAUGUGUUUGGCCAUACAACCUCCCCACCACCUGUCUCAGUGUCCUCAGAUAUCUACACAGAGAAAAGCCACCCAGUGAAGCCAGAGUGUUUGAAAGUUGAACCCACAGAAGGUGAAAGGUUGGAUCCUGGUCAGGGUUCAAAGUUCACACAAUCUAAGACAGACAGCGCAGCAGAGGUUGUUUUCCUCUCUUCUCCCAACCAGCCAUCAAAAGACAAGCAACAGACAACAGCUAUAGAAACUUUGGGCUGUGACACAUCACAUACAACUGACACCAGUGACAGGUCACAUACGACUGACACCAAUGUCAACUUACUGUCCUCGAACAAUGAAAGCACCUCACAUCAAGACAAAACAGCACUGACUCCAUUAAACAGCCAGGAGUCUAACACUGACUCCGUUAAACAGCCAGGAGUCUAAUACUGACUCCAUUAGACAAUCAGUAGUCUAGUCCACCUACAUAGUGCCAUCAACUUGCAUUAAAUUGUUCAAGUCAGUAGUCUCCACAUCAAUUCAGAUUUUCAUCGUUCAUAUUUGGCAACAGGGUUGACAAUGAAGACAAUCUGUUGCUCACUGCUUGUGGCUCAUCAUGUAUUUGCAGCAAUUAUUAGUGGACCCAUAAGGUGUACAUAAACAAUAAAUAAUGUUCUUCUAAAACUCUCUAAGAUUUGAUGUGUUGUACGCUUUAGUGUACAAAAUUACUGACAAUCCACCCUGUAACAAGUCUUGUAUAUUUGUGAUUGACAUGUCAUAUUGCUUCCUGCUUGAUUUACAUUAGAUCUUUCUGUAAUUAAAUAUUUUUAAUGUGUGGAAAAAUGUACUAAAUGAUGAACGUUUCCAACCUUUUAUCCUUCUGGAGUUACCUCCCUGUUUGAUAUCCUGAGUCAUUUCCCUGCUUACAGAUGCAUUGAGUUACUUCCCUGCUUAUAGAUACCCUGCUGCUGAUUGUACAAAGAACUUGUGACAUUUCUGCUGCUGCUUGUUACAACCUAGUCAGGCUCCCCCAUCAUGAGGUUUUCAAAAGAUUUGUGGUACCUGGCUCUCCAGUUAGAUCCUUUGUGCCAUUACACCUUGUCCUUUUAUAGCCGUCCUGUAGUUUGUCAUUGCUGGUCUAUCUGCUGCUGCUUGCGGUUCUCAUUUAAGUAUUGUCCUCAUGUGACCUACUGAUGUUGGGAGGUCAAAGGUUAGUGCAUUCCAUAUUGAUUUAUUUUAUUAUUGAGUGUUUGUAGCCCUAGAUACAGUACGGUUGUAUGUGUACCAUUUUGUUGCUGUAAGUAGGUUUGUAUGUGUACCAUUUUGUUGCUGUAAGUAGGUUUGUAUGUGUACCACUUUGUUGCUGUAAGAAACUUGACCAUUGAAAUUUUUGUAGAGAAAAUAAUACAAUCAAAAAAUUCAUUUGACAUUUGUAGGUCAGGUAAGUAAAGUCUUGGUUCAACCAGCUGACAUUUGUAGGUCAGGUAAAUAGUCUUGGUUCAACCAGCUGACAUUUGUAGGUCAGGUAAAUAAAGUCUUGGUUCAACCAGCUGAC
Molecule: messenger RNA, 3718 nt
Organism: Physella acuta
Lineage: Eukaryota; Metazoa; Mollusca; Gastropoda; Physidae
Product: transmembrane anterior posterior transformation protein 1 homolog
Biological process (GO): positive regulation of cilium assembly
Cellular component (GO): endoplasmic reticulum membrane; ciliary basal body
Source: RefSeq, a predicted model, not a curated record